UUUUCCGGUCAUAAGAUGUUCGUUAUUAACAUAAAAUAAACAUAAACGGCAUCACAGGCAUUGAAAGCAGAAAUUGAGAAUUAGUUAAGCCAUUUACUAAUUCAUCAAAUGGAUCGAGACAGAGCGAAAUCUACCAUGGCUACAACAGCUGCCAUGGGAUGCCUGAAGACUCUUUUGAUGAUUUUCAACUUUAUAUUUUGGGUGACUGGAAUUGCCAUCCUGGCUCUGGGAAUAUGGACCAAAGUUGACCUGUACAAGUACAUGGAAUUUUCUACCAUCUACUACAAGGAUUCUCCCUGGAUUCUGAUUGCUGUGGGUGCUUUAAUAGUGAUUGUGGGUUCCUUCGGAUGCUGCUGUACAGCCAAAGGAAAUGCUGUGUUGUUAUAUAUGUAUGGCUUUUUCCUCGUGCUGGUGUUUGCUGUAGAACUUGGAGCAGGUGCAGCAGGAUUUUUCUACAAAGGAAAGCUGGAACAAGGAUUUAAAGAGGGACUGGAUAAUGCACUUAAACAGUAUGGCAAUAGUAGCAAAGCAAUGGAUGAGUUGCAGUCCCAGCUGCACUGCUGUGGGAGUGAGAGUUACCAGGACUGGUUCAUCACCCCGUGGGAGAAGACAGUCAACUCCAGUAGAGCCGUGCCCCACUCCUGCUGUAAAGACGCUGUGUGUAACAAUCUGGAUGUCAGUGUAAACGCCACAGAUAUCUACACAGUGGGAUGCUACAACACGGUCGUGGACUUCAUGAAAUCAAAUAUGGCAGUCAUAGCUGGGGUGGCGUUCGGUAUUUCUUUCUUCCAGCUACUUGGGGCAUUACUAGCAUGCUGUUUGGCAAAGCGGGUCAGAAAAUCCAAAUAUGAACAAAUGGCUUAGUGGAUUUUCAUAGUCCGCUGUCAUCAAGGAACUGAGUGAAGAUCAAUUUAUUAUCUUAUUUCAUGAAUGAACAUCUAGUGCUUAAGUUUGUUUUCAAGCUAAAGAAGGUGUAAGAUUUGUUUAUUAUAGUAACAGUAAAUAUUUGAUUAUGGUAAAAUACCGGUAAUUUUUUUGAUAUAUGUAUUAAAUGCAUUCCUUAUUGUAUCAGAAUUUUAUUGAUGUUAAAUUUCUUUUAGACUGUAUAUCUUUACAUGUGCACCUGUUCUGUGUAACACAGUAUUUUUCAAGCUUGUGUGUUUUGCUGCACCCCCAUUUUACAUUAAUAUUCAAUGUACAAACACGUUACAUUUUUAAAAGACCUGAUCAAAGCAUGCAGUUGACAGCUACCAUGUUUUGGGCAUUAUUGACUCAUCUAUAGGGAGAAGGGGUGUCUUUGGGACUGAUAAAUAAAUCAGUGUUAAUAUUAAUUGGAACGACUCCAAAUAUAGUUCUCCUUAUAAUAUUUUUACAGAUUUGUAUAUCAAGUGAGGAAAUAUCAUUCUAUUUGACAUAUUUAUCUCUACAAAUCCCUCCAGAUUUAUUUAUUUUAUUAUUACGCAAUAUUCAUGCACAUUGAUCCUUUUGUCAUAUGGCAACAUGUGACAAACUUUACUUAUAGGGUAUUAUUAAAGAAAUACUAAUGUUUAAAGUGGUGAUUUUAUGUUUUAUGAUAGUUAUAUAUUUUUAUCAAAUUUAUUUUUAAGCUUAACAUAAGCAAUUUUUUUUGUUCCUUAAUGCCAGUAUGUACAUAUUUCUUAUCAAGGGCAUACAGGAGUUUCAUCCAAUGAUAACUCUGUAACAUUAAUAACAAUAUUUAUUAAACAAAUUCUGUGUUUAUGGAUUUCAUAGAAAAAUUUUAGUUCAGGGUCGCAUUUGAAGGUCAUCUGGCCACCUCAACAUAAAUAGAAAUUCCAUUGUUUGUAAUAUUGAAGGAAGAUGAAGAUCAUGAUGGUUACAGCUGGAAACAAGGACAAAAUGAAUUUUAAUUUCAUGUUUAAAAUAAUUUUUCAAUUUUAUUUAGUUAUACAUGUAUUAUUAUACAUAUUGUUAAUCAUGCAUGUAUAGAACAUUUAUAAUCUCCGUUUAAUUAUCAUUAUGGCAUAGGGUUUACUAUUUUAUGUAUACAUGUAUCUCAGUAUUUAUCUACAGUUAAUCUCUAGUCCUUGUAAUCCCCACCGUACUGAAGUAUUGACAUUUUUAAAUAUUUUCUAAAGUUUUGCUCAAGUAUGACAUAAAAGAAAGUGCAUUUUUUUCUUAUUAUAGUGCUGUAUUUUGUUUUUAUUCUUUUAUUUUAGAAAAAGAAGAUCUGAUAACUAAAAAUAGUUUUAGUGUUAUAGUAAUUGAGUAAGUAUUCUGUAGGAAGUACCAAGUACUGUUUAUUAUCGCUUUUCAAAUUUUAUAAUGUUAAGCUCUUGCUUUGUUAUUUGUGAUUAUACAUUGUUGUUACAGUGUUACGCAAUGUCUUCUUGUUAUUCUGCAAAUAAAUAUAAUCUCUUUCA
Messenger RNA from Saccostrea cuccullata (small rock oyster), 2402 nucleotides. RefSeq names its product tetraspanin-7-like. Bases 109 to 864 code for a protein of 251 amino acids. The record is from RefSeq and is a predicted model, not a curated record. The transcript is spliced from 8 exons. Lineage: Eukaryota; Metazoa; Mollusca; Bivalvia; Ostreida; Ostreidae. Gene Ontology annotation, cellular component: plasma membrane.